Molecule: messenger RNA, 600 nt
Organism: Cannabis sativa
Lineage: Eukaryota; Viridiplantae; Streptophyta; Magnoliopsida; Rosales; Cannabaceae
Exons: 1
Coding region: 1-600 (199 amino acids)
Source: RefSeq, a predicted model, not a curated record
AUGUCUUGGAUCAUCCACUGUGUUUCCCUUGACAUCAAGAACAGUGCCACGUUUCUCGAUAUUGUUGCGGUUAUGUGGGCUGAGCUCACUAACAGAUUCAGCCAAGGCAAAGAACCUCGCCUCUUUGAACUCAAUGAAUCCCGCAGUGAUCUAUGCCAAGGAGAUGACUCCGUCACGACUUACUUUACCAAAAUUCGGGCCAUUUGGGAUGAGAUCAACGAGUUGCUACCUCAUAUUCCUUGCAGUUGUCAAGCUUCUGUUGACAACCUAAAAUUUCAGAAUCAAGAGAAGGUCCUUCAAUUCUUGAUAGGUCUCAAAGAAUUAUACCAUGAUGUCCAUGAUCAAGUACUCAUCCUUGAGUCAUUUCCUUCUCUUUCGAAGGUCUUUGCCACCAUCAUUCAACAUGAAAGGCAAUGCAAGAUUCGUACCUUGUCAAAACCUCCCCGAAACAAGCAAAUACGCCCAUUUUGCGCUCACUGUGAGAAGCCAGAGAACUUGACAGAAAAAUACUAUAUACUCCAUAGAUUUCCCCUGGUUAUGGUGACAAAUGGAAAACUAAUUCUACACAACGUCCUAACCGGAUCGCAGCCAGUCCUCUAA